Molecule: messenger RNA, 4944 nt
Organism: Hemibagrus wyckioides
Lineage: Eukaryota; Metazoa; Chordata; Actinopteri; Siluriformes; Bagridae
Gene: dixdc1b
Product: DIX domain containing 1b
Exons: 21
Coding region: 251-2317 (688 amino acids)
Biological process (GO): canonical Wnt signaling pathway
Cellular component (GO): cytosol
Molecular function (GO): protein binding
Source: RefSeq, a predicted model, not a curated record
UCAGAUCCUGUUUCUGUGUGGGGAACUAACGGUGUGUGUGUGUGAGCGCGCGCGCGCGUGUGUGUGUGUGUGUGUGUGCACAUAUGGCCAUCACACGAGCCAGAGCCGGUGUUUGUACAGUUUCUUUGUUUGCCCCACUGUGUAGCCAUGCGCGGUUAAUACGAGCCAGCGACUAACAGGAUUAGCGGGACUUGUCUCCCUUCUCCUCUUCUCUCCUCUUUUCUCCUCUCCGUGUGAGAAGGACAGAAGAAUGAUCGCAUCCUUAUCCAAGGGGAAUUUACUCGAUGUGCUGCAGGAGGGCUUCAAUGAGCAACAGCUGGUGGCGUACGUGUCGUGGGUGAAUGCUCAGCUGAGGAAGAAGCCUGGUCUGAAGCCUGUCAGUGACCUGCGGCAGGAUCUCCGAGAUGGUGUGGUGCUCACACACCUCAUUGAGAUAGUGGCUGGUGAGCUCCUUGAAGGUAUUCACUAUUCACCAAAGGACAACCAAGAGAAGAGAGAAAAUGUGGAGAAGGUUUUGCAGUUCGUGUCCUCUAAGCGGAUACGCAUGCCACAGACGUCUGCCAGAGACAUUGUGGAAGGGAACCUCAAAUCUGCCAUGAGGCUGAUCCUGGCUCUAGCAGCACAUUUUAAGCCAUCUGCCUCAGCCAAUCACAGAGCAGGAGCUGUCUUGGCUAGGAAUUCAAACAGCUCCUCAGCCAAUCACAGACCUCAUUCCACUAUGGCCAUGGCCCAGAAUGCAGCGGCGGCUCUAGCGGCUGCCCGGAGCGAUGCGUCUCGCUCAGGACGUGGCGUUCAUCAGCUCAGACAGGACUGGCACAGACAGAGCUCCAGUGCUGAUGAGGAGAUUGAUAACCCAUGCUGGAGUGUGCGGGCUUUGGUCCAGCAGUAUGAGGGACAGGGUGGAGCCGACAUGGACAACACAGAGACAGAGACAGGAGACCAAAGCUUGAGCACCUCCAGUCCCAACCACAUGCCCAAAGACUCCACCAGCAUCUCUGAAGACAAAGGACAGCUUUUGAGUAUCCAAUCAGCACACGUCAGAGACAAUAUGCCAAGUGGCCCAGCAACAGCCCAGGAGCAUGAUGGGAGGUGUGUGAGUAACUAUGCCUGGGAGGAGCAACUGUGGGAGCAGCAGGAGCAGUUAGAGAGAGAGAUGGUGGAGGCCAGGAGAAUGGUGUCCAGCCUACAGGCUUUGCUUCUCCACGGCUCCUUGCCUGACGAUGAGCAGGAUGUUUCACUGAGUUUGGGAGAAGGAGUGGAAAAUGCAGAGCAACAACUGGUAAUAAUCCACAGUCGUCUUGAUCAGAGCAUGGAGGAGAGUCUGGAGCUGAAGAGGGAGCUGUUGAAGUACAAGCAGGAGGCACGCAAUCUACAAGGAGUCAAAGAUGCUCUCCAGCAGCGGAUGACCGCACAGGAGUCAUCUGUGUUACAGCUCAAACAGGAGCUCCUGCGCACCAGCAUGAACCGUGAUGAACUGGCGAGACAAAAUGCAGAGCUUCAUAAGAAGCUAGAAGAGAGGAGCAGGCUUCUCGGUGAUUAUAAGAAAGAGUUAGGACAGAAGGACCGCCUGCUUCAGCAACAGCAGUUCAAACUGGACGAAGCUCUACGCAACCUGACAGACAGCAGCAGCCAGCAGGCUGACCUGCAGAGGGAGCUGGAGCACAAGCAGAAGAUUCUUCAGGAGCUCACUGAUCGUGAUAAAGAUGAGCUACCUGGAUCUCCAAGCAACGGCUACACGCAUCCAGCAGCCCCAGAGCUCAGCACAGCUCGAGCACACAAAGGAACAGAGGAGCUGCAGUUGGUGCGGGAUGCUCUACGCAGUCUGAGGAACAGUUUCGGAGGCCAUGACCCUCAGCACCACACACUGGACACACUGGAGCAGGGCAUGGCCAGCCUUAUGGACCGCCUCUACACACUGGAGUCACAGACCAGACAGGAGAGAAAGGCAAAGGUGAAGUCUCCAGGACACAAGGCCACUCACACAGACAGGGACUCCUGGCCUUCCAGCACCAAAAUGGUCCAUUCUCACAGCAGCCCUUUGCUCAACUCCUCUCCCUCCACCAAAGUCCUCUACUUCACAGACCGCUCACUCACACCCUUUAUGAUCAACAUCCCUAAGAGGUUGGGAGAAAUUACCCUUCAAGACUUUAAAGUGGCUAUAGAUCGAGAGGGCAGUUACAGAUACCAUUUUAAAGCUUUGGACCCUGAGUUUGGCACUGUGAAAGAGGAGGUGUUUCAGGACGAAGCGGUGGUGCCCGGCUGGGAGGGCAAGAUUGUGGCAUGGGUGGAGGAAGAUCAUGGCGAGGGAAGGAUCUAACAGGAAGCCUGAGGAAAAUCCCCGCUGGGAUCAGAUGUGAUGGGAAGGAUGAACUGUGCCAGUCUGUCAGAAUAAAUGUGCUUGUGCCGGAUGUACAGAUGCUCAACUCUCUCACUUGAAAUUCUAAAAUCCUCCUGUUCUGUGUACCGCUAUCUUUCCGUGUAAAGUCAAGUGAAAGCUGGACAACAGAACGGACACCUGGGGGUUAAUUAGAUGUGCAGACCCCCACCCUGUCCGUUCUGUCCAUUCUGUCUCCGGAAAACACAGGCUCCUCGCCAAUGACUAAUCUGAGGAGCUUUUCCUGAACCAGUUGCCAUCAUGUACUGCAGACAUCUCUAGUGUCAAAUUAGUGUUUCACUGUGACAACGUCGGUUUCCACUUUAAAAAGAGCUUAGCGUUUCAGGUCUCGUAUUUUAUAGAUGAAAAAGAUAUUUUUUGUAGCAGAAAGAGAGUUUAUGACAGGAAGAGUAAGUAGACACAGUUUAUAGUAGGGUUUGUGUGUUUUUUCUGCCUUAAAUUGACAGAUUAUUUUUUAAAAAUCCAAACCCAAUUCACAUUAUCUAGCUAAGAUUAUGGAGAACCUUCGACGCUGUAGUAACCAGGAAGUGUCCAUUACACCAGCUGCCCACGGCAUGAAGCUCCGAAGGCAUUUUACGUACAAUAUGAUGUCGGCUAAACGGACUGAUAUCAUGUCAGAAGAGCUGUGUAAAGAUAAACACUGCCUUCAGUGAAGGCCAGGCCCAUACCAGCACAUUUUCUCCUUUUUCAUCCUCUUUAUCUGUUAACUUUCAAGUUUGGCUUUUCUGGACAGAUAUUCUAUAAAAACAAACAAACAGAGUAUUUAAAUUUAGGUCAGUCCAGAUUCUAAUGGCAAAAUAAUUACUUCUGUUUCUCAAUACACAGCCCAAGCACUGGACCAAAAUGAGGUUAAGAUAUUACACCUUGCUGGUUUAAUUAAUUCUAUAUCAGUAAGAUCUAAUCUGAGUGUUUCUCCAUACCAAGAGUGUGUGAAAUGGACGUGCGCUCCUGGGAAAAGAGAUUUGCCUUCUUUAAAAAAGAAUUAGUGAGGGCACAAGCCGAGGAAAGAGAUGGGUGAUGGUUAGGGAAUAAAAACACUCAGAGACAUGCUGUUAGAGAAGAAUGAUCCACGAUGAUGUGGUGUGAUGAAGCUAAAUGGAGUUACUGCUACAACUCAAGGUGAUUAUUUUCCAAUAACGGCACAUUUUUAGUUUUUUAUUCCCCUUUUACUGCAGCAAUUUUCAGACUAUUACAAUUUGUACUUUUUUUUUAUCCAUUUACAGUUACAUUUAAUAUUGUGGAACAUCAUAGAAACAAGUUAUCACUUAUAGAACCAAGAAAUCACUUUCUCUAGACAACAUGACAAAAAUAGUAGCUUGUUCUCGAGAAACUGCAACGCAGCGGUCAGGAAGGUGAAUUCACAGCUCUGACUCUUACAAAGCUCUGACUCUAGAGACUCCUUCCAGAAAUGUUAAAUAAUAAAUGUCAGAAAGGUUCACCACUUUUGUUAAACGACCUGUUUUGUUUUUAAAGCUUAGAUUUAUAUGGAGAACCGAAGUACAGGUGAAUCUCCGUGAAUAAGCUGUUACCACGGAAACGACCACGCUUUAGAAAGGACACGUGAAUGUAAACCUGUUGUGACAUGAUCUAGCACAAUUUUGAUGUCACAUGAGCAGAUUCGUCUUUCCUAACAGAAUUUGGCUGAAUGAGAGAGAUUCAUACUUAACCCUUUGUUAAGGAGGGUUUUGUCAGGAGGGUUUAGAUAGCUAAUCAGACACACUGCCAGAAAAUGUCCGAACAAACGUCUGAGUAAAUGUUCCACUGCGAUAUCCUCCCAUUCCUCACCUCCGGUUUUUCCCUCAUACAGUUUAGUUUAAAGAGCUGAGCCUCAUCCACCACUGCUAUAUUAUCGCAAUGAAUUCUGGGACUCUGAGCCCACUGUAGGACGCAAGACAGCAAUCAGACCUUCAAAAGAUUUUUUGGGGAGUCUCUUUAUUUUACUCACUCUUGGUUACUCGUGUUCAUCGGUGUUGUAGCUGAACUCGAGAAACACCACGAGGAUUGUGAGAUUGCCUUAAAAGACUAACACUGAGUGGAGCGAAUAAAAUGUAAAAGACAUCUCUCUCAUUUUAAAGCGUCUGAACAAAGCAUCUUUGUUAUAAGUUUCUGAGUGAAAAUACAGAGCUACGAUUACACUGCACUGAUCUGGAACGUUUACAGAGGAGAAUCCGGCUGUGCCUGGACUGAGCUAUAACCAGAACCGGUCAUCAGAAUACGAUUUGUACCAGAGUAUUGCUUUAACAUUUUAAAUAUGUAUGUAAAUAUGUUUAUAUUUCAGAGAGAGAGAGCGAGAGAGAGAGAGAGAGAGGGGGCUUAAUAUGAUUUUAUAUGAUCUAUGUUCUAUGUUUUAUGAAUGUUUAAAAGCCUUCACGGGGAGGAUUUUACGUUUUGUUUUACUGCAAAUUGCUUUCUUCUUUAGUCGUAUAUGAUUCCGUGUACUGUUCAGUGCUGCACUUGAGACCUCAGUAACGUCACUCAGAUAACAUUCCUGCUAGUGAUUGUUGAUAACGCUUGGAUUUUGGAUUGCAAAUAAAGAAAUGUGAACAUCA